AUGUCGGAGGUCAAGGACGAACGGGAUGCCGAGAUAGACGCGCUGGAUGCGCUGGGCGCGCUGGCCGACUUUGCGACGGAUGCGGCCAAGGAGGAGCCUGAGGGCGGCGGCGGUGGCGAGGCCGGCGGCGACGCCGAGGCCGCGGCCGCGCUGGCAGCAGGCGCCACCGCCGCACUGCGCGGCCUGCCGCAGCAGGUGCCCGUGCAGUACGACCGGCUGGGCCGCGAGCUGCAGAAGUGGAUCCAGUGCAACCGGUGCGAGAAGUGGCGCAAGGUGCCGUACGGGCUGGACGACAAGGAUGUGCCAGAGGAGUGGCAGUGCAAAGACAACAUCUGGGACGCCGCCUUCGCCUCGUGCGACGUGCAGCAGCAGCUGACCAAUGAGGAGAUCGACGAGCUGCUGGAGACGCAGGCCGCUGAGCUGGCGGCGGCGCAGCAGAUGAUGGCGGCGCAGCAGGCGCAGCAGCAGAUGGCGGCGGCGGCGGCCGCCGCUGCCGCCGCCGCCGCCGCGGCAGCCGCCGCGCUCAGCAGCAGGAGCUGUAUGAUGACCCUGGGGCUUACGAUGAUGAGGAUUACGAGGAUGAAGGGUGGGUUGCGGGGCGGGGCUGAAGGGGAGGAGGGUGCUGUGGAUGGCAGGUACGGCCGGCGCGGCAAGCGCGCCAACGGGCGCACCGGGCGCGGGCGCGGCGGCGGGCGCUGGGGCGGGCGCGGCGCCAAGGGCCGCUCCCGCCGCCAGCAGGAGGUGUACCAGCUGCCUGGGCCGGGCAGCGCUGCGGGGCGCGUGGCCCUCGACGACCGCUCGCAGCGGCAGGGCAGCCGGCGCAGCGGGUCGCUGCCGCCGCAGGCGCGGGGUGGGCGGCCGCAGCGCGCGGCGGGCGGCCGGUUUGCGGGGCGGGGCGGCGACCAGGAUGAGGCGGCGGAGGCGCUACUCGGCAUGGGCUUCAGCUUCGAUGGCGAGGAGGGGGAGGAGUAUGGCGGCGCGGGGCGCGAGCGCUAUCCCCCCGGCCGCAUCGUGUGGGCGCGAGUGGAGGGGCACGAGUUCUGGCCCGCACGCGUGUCCGUCAGCGGCGCCUUCCGCGGCGGGCGAGGAGGGCGCGGGCGCGGCGGGCGCGGCCGCGGCCGCGGCAGGGGCCGCGGCCGCGGCGGCAGGGGGCGCGGCCGCCUGUCGCGGUAUGAGGAGGACGACUUCUCAGAUGAGGACUACGAGCCGGGCGGCGGCAACGGCGGCGGCGGCGGCGCCGCCGCCGUCGUGGCCACCGCUGCUGACGUGGCGCUGCCGGGCGGCCCGCAGCGCAUCGUUGUGGAAGCCAUCCUGGCCUGGCGCUGGCCCCCCGCGCUGCAGCCGCAGGCGGCGGUGGCCACCACGGCGGUGCCGGUGCCGCCCGCGGCGGUGGCGCUGGAUGCCCUGCAGGCAGCCGAGGCGCAGCCGGCGGCGGCCGCAGAGCAGCAGCAGCAGGCGGCGGCGGCAGCGGAGGCUGCCGCCGCAGAGCCAGCCCCUGCAGCUGCUGACGGGGCAGCACCGAUGGCAGUGGAUGCACCCGCCCCUCAGCAGCCCAAACAGGAGGCCGGGGUGCUCAAGUUCAAGAAGCGGUACGGCGGCGCGCCCUGCAGCCACAUGGAGGAGGGGUGGGCGCAGCCCGAGCGCUUUGUGGCGCGCCGCGCCUCGCCCCACGGCCCCGGCUGGGAGGUGCUGGUCAAGUGGGGGGGGCUGGGCUAUGAGCACGCCACCUGGGAGAGCGAGUUUGAGCCCUUCAUGCUGGCCCCCGAGCACCAGGCCCUGCACCGCGACAUGUGGCAGCGCUUUGCCGCCGCCAUGGCCCACGCCGCGCCCGAGGCGGUGGAGGCGGGCAAGGCGGCGCGCAUCGCGGCGCGCACCUGCAUGCCUCCCGUGGCCGCCACGCCGCCCUACGUGCACGGCAGCAGCCUGCACCCGCACCAGCUGGAGGCCGUCAACUGGCUGCGCCGCCAGUGGAGCGAGGGCAACAACGCGGUGCUGGCGGACGAGCAGGGGCUGGGCAAGAGCGCCAGCGUGCUCGCCUUUUUGCAGAGCCUGCGUGCCGACUUUGCCUGCACCGGGCCCGUGCUGCUGGUGGUGCCCGCAGCCAGCCUGCCCUUCUGGGAGGGCGAGUUUGCCUUCUGGCUGGGCGCCGGCGUGGAUGUACUGCCGUACUACGGCCCCGUGGCAGCGCGCGCCGUCAUGCACGACCACGAGCUCUGGCUGCACCCAUCCAGCCUAGAGGGGCGAGGCCUGCCCCGCUCCACGCUGGUGGACCGGGUCUCCGCCCUGCGCCAGCUGGUGGAGCCGUUCAGCCUGCGGCGGCCGCGGUCGCUGCUGGGCGGCGCGGUGCUGCCGCGGGGCGAGGUGCGGGUGCCGGUGGGGCUGACGGCGGCAGCGGCGACGGCGUACCGCACCGUACUGGCGCGCUCCUACGAGCUGCUGUCCGACCCCAAGCCCAGCAGGCACAGCGGCUACCGCGCAGCCCAGCUGCGCAACGUCGCCACCGAGCUGCGAAACGUGUGCUGCCACCCCGCGCUCAGCGAGUGGGCGGAGCGGUCGGGGGGAGCCGCCGGCGCCGCCGGCGCCGCCGAGCAGCCCGCCGCGGCGGCGGCGGCCGGCGGGGCGGAGGCGGCGGCGGCGGCGGGGGCGUCCCCGCCGCCCGGUGGCGGCGAGGGCGGCGAGGGAGAGGGCGCGCCGCGGCUUGGCACCGAGCGGCUGGUGCGGGGCAGCGCCAAGCUGGCGCUGCUGGACUGCAUGCUGCGCCAGCUGCACGCCGCGGGCAAGCGGGUGAUGGUGCUGGCGCAGAGCCCCAAGGCGCUGGAUGCGGUGGAGCAGCUGGCCAGGGAGCGGUACGGCGGUAUAUCUGGCGGUACAUCCGGCGGUACCGCGGGCCAACAGCCGCCCUGCUACGAGCGCGUCGACUCCACCACCAAGACCGCCGAGCGGCAGCAGGCGGUGCAGCGCUUCAACGCGGCGGCGGGCGCGGGCGGCGCCCAGCGCUGGCUCUUCCUGCAGCACACGCGGUCGUGCGGCGUGGGCACCGACCUGCCCGGCAUCGACGCCGCCAUCUUCCUCGACUCGGACUGGUCGGCUCGCAAGGACGCGCAGGCGCUGUCGCACGCGCUGCGCGUGGGCUCCCCCGAUCGGCUGCGCGUGUACCGCCUGUACUGUCGGCGCACCUGUGAGGAGCGGCUGCUGCAGCUGUCGGACCGCAUGCGCGGCCUGGAUGCGCUGUGCCAGCAGAGCCACGGCCGGUCAUACUCCUCUGGGGCCAAGGUGUUUGAGGAUGUGCUCCACUUUGGGGCCGCCCAGAUACUGCAGCAGGCCAAGCAGCAGCAGCAGCAGCAGCAGCCCGCGGCGGCGGGCGGACGCGGGGACACCGAGAUGGGGGAGGCGCCGCCUGCUGGCGCGGCAGCAGCCGCCCCGGAAGCCGGCGGGUACAGCGAGGACCAGGUGCGGCAGCUGCUGGAAGCCGACCCCGCGCAGCUGCUGGCGGCGGCCGCGGGCGGCGAGGCCGCCGCCGACGCGCAGCAGCAGCAGCAGCAGCAGCCCGCCAGCUGUGCCGUCGGCCCGGCCGGCAGCGGGCUGGAGGCCGCCACGGUGGUCGACCUCAGCGGCGUGCGUUUCAGCUCCUGCUGA
Chlorella variabilis is the source of this 3636-nucleotide messenger RNA. RefSeq lists its product as hypothetical. The coding region runs from base 1 to 3636 and encodes 1211 amino acids. The record is from RefSeq and is a predicted model, not a curated record. The transcript is spliced from 15 exons. Gene Ontology annotation, biological process: chromatin remodeling; negative regulation of transcription by RNA polymerase II. NCBI's taxonomy places the organism in Eukaryota, Viridiplantae, Chlorophyta, Trebouxiophyceae, Chlorellales, Chlorellaceae. Gene Ontology annotation, molecular function: histone binding; ATP-dependent chromatin remodeler activity; ATP binding. Gene Ontology annotation, cellular component: chromatin; nucleus.